AUGCACAUAGGCUUCCACACUCCCACACUGUCCUCCCCCCUCAGUCCACACUCCCACACUGUCCUCCCACCGCAGUCCACACUCCCACACUGUCCUCCCCCUCCCCCGCAGUGCACACUCCCACACUGUCCUCCCCUCCCCUCUCCCACACUGUCCUCCCUCUCCCCCGCAGUGCACACUCCCACACUGUCCUCCCCCUCCCCCGCAGUGCACACUCCCACAUUGUCCUCCCUCCCUCUCCCCACAGUCCACACUCCCACAUUGUCCUCCCCUCAGUCCACACUCCCACACUGUCCUCCCCUGCAGUCCACACUCCCACACUGUCCUCCCCCUCCCCCGCAGUGCACACUCCCACACUUGCACACUCCCACACUGUCCUCCCUUCCCUCUCCCACACUGUCCUCCCCCUCCCCCGCAGUGCACACUCCCACAUUGUCCUCCCCUCCCUUCUCCCCCACAGUCCACACUCCCACAUUGUCCUUCCUCCCUCUCCCACACUGUCCUUCCUCGCAGUGCACACUCCCACACUGUCCUCCCCCUCCCCCGCAGUGCACACUCCCGCACUGUCCUCCCCCUCCCCUGCAGUGCACACUCCUGCACUGUCCUCCCCUCCCGCAGUGCACACUCCCACACUGUCCUCCCUCUCCCCCACAGUACACACUCCCACAUUGUCCUCCCCUCCCCUCUCCCACACUGUCCUACCCCUCCCCCGCAGUGCACACUCCCACACUGUCCUACCCCGUAGUUCAAACUUCCACACUGUCCUCCCCCUCCCCCGCAGUCCACACUCCCGCACUAUCCUUCCCCUCCCCUCCAGUCUACACUCCCUGUCCCCGUGUUUUUUUCUUUGUUCAUUUGUUACAACAACAUUUCUUGUCCUUCACUUCCUGUGUCUCGCUGAGGAGCUCAUAG
This is a messenger RNA of Portunus trituberculatus (swimming crab), 912 nucleotides long. RefSeq names its product pollen-specific leucine-rich repeat extensin-like protein 1. The transcript has 3 exons. The record is from RefSeq and is a predicted model, not a curated record. The coding region runs from base 1 to 912 and encodes 303 amino acids. Lineage: Eukaryota; Metazoa; Arthropoda; Malacostraca; Decapoda; Portunidae.